This is a messenger RNA of Scomber scombrus (Atlantic mackerel), 1490 nucleotides long. RefSeq names its product plexin domain containing 2b (gene plxdc2b). The record is from RefSeq and is a predicted model, not a curated record. The transcript has 13 exons. The coding region runs from base 42 to 1490 and encodes 482 amino acids. Lineage: Eukaryota; Metazoa; Chordata; Actinopteri; Scombriformes; Scombridae.
CACCUCUUUAAACCACCGGGGAUAUUGAGAAGACAUUGGAUAUGGCGGCUGUGAAGACGUUCGACCUUCUCGUUGGAGUUGUUUUAGUUUUGCAGUGCCUGGGAAAUGCUGGAGGCGAGCUCACAGCCAGUAACGGGGUUUCCUACUCACACGUGCAGGGGCAGACAGGAGACGAGGAUGUGGCGGUGGACUUGAAGCUGUACAGUCACCGGUGGAGGAGAUGGCUUCCCCCGAAACCUCGUAACAUGGACAGUAACCGGGCCAGUCAGGAGCAGGACCAGGACCCGGAGCAGGAGGAGCCCGAGGCCUUCCCGGGUCUGCUGUCUGCAGAGGAAACAGACAACAGCUCCCAGAUAGAGAGAGUUAAUCUGUCCUUCGAUUUCCCUUUUUAUGGACAUUUCCUGCGUGAAAUCACCGUGGCAACUGGUGGGUUCAUCUAUACUGGUGACGUGGUCCACCGGAUGCUAACAGCUACACAGUACAUCGCUCCACUGAUGGCAAACUUUGACCCCAGUGUCUCCAGAAACUCUACUGUCAUCUACUUUGACAAUGGUACUGCUCUGGUGGUGCAGUGGGACCACGUUCACCUACAGGACAACUACAACCUGGGCAGCUUUACUUUUCAGGCCACGCUGCACAACACAGGCAGGAUUGUCUUUGCAUACAAAGAGAUCCCUAUUGAGGUGGCACAGAUCAGCUCUGUCAAUCACCCGGUAAAGGUGGGCCUGUCUGAUGCCUUCGUGGUGGUCCACAAGAUCCAGCAGAUACCAAACGUGAGGCGGAGGACAAUCUACGAGUACCACCGUGUGGAACUGACAAAGACCAGGAUCACUAACUCUACAGCGGUGGAAAUGUUUCCUUUACCCACGUGUCUCCAGUUCAACACCUGUAGCUCGUGCAUCUCCUCACAGAUCAACUUCAACUGCAGCUGGUGUCAUCGGCUCAACAGAUGUUCCAGUGGCUUUGACCGCCAUCGGCAGGACUGGGUGGACAACAGCUGUCCAGACGAGACUAAAGACAAGAUGUGUGACAUGGUCGACACCACGUACCUCUACCCUUUCACCACCACCAUUGUCGCCAAAACAACAUCCAAGAGCAGAGAGGUCACGGCAGGCAGGCAGACGCCCACCACCUCCCCUCCGCCAACCAGCGUCCCCACUGAAGAUGAUACCAAGAUCGCUCUGCAUCUCAGAGACAACCCCGUAAUGCCAGCAGAUAGCGCCGUCGACAGGACCCCCGGCACACACCCUCUGCACACCGGCCUCAUCCUCGGCAUCCUCCUGGUGAUGCUCGUCAUGGUCGCCGGCGUUUUGGUCACCGUCUACAUCUACCACCACCCCACCUCUGCCGCCAGCCUCUUCCUCAUCGAGAGACGCCCGAGCAGGUGGCCCGCCAUGAAGUUCCGCCGUGGUUCAGGUCAUCCAGCCUACGCCGAGGUGGAGCCGGUGGGCCAGGAGAAGGAGGGCUUCAUCGAGUCCGAGCAGUGCUGA